AUGGUGUUUACGUUAAAGAUGUGGAGGCACUAUCUGUAUGGUAAGAGGUGUAUUAUGUACACAUAUCACAAGAGGCUCAGGUACCUCCUUACUCAAAAGGAGUUGAAUCUUAGGCAGCAUCAUUGGAUUGUGUUCCUCAAGGAUUGUGACUGUACAAUAGAGUAUCAUCCCGAUAAAGCCAAUGUGGUGGCUAAUGCUCUCAGUUGUAGAGCAAUGAAUAAUUUGAGGGCGAUGUUCCCUUAUCUCAAUUUGUUUGAUGAUGGAGAUCUGUUAGCUGAGUUUCAAGUUAAGCUCCAUUGGAUUGGGCAGAUUCGGGAAAAGCAUUUAAGGGAUGAGUCUCUAGGUCUGCGGUUUCGUCAGGUUGAAAGUGGCAGUACUUCUGAUUUUGGACAGAGUAAUGAUGGAGUUUUGUGUUUCCGAAGACGAGUUUGUGUAUCGAGUGAUUCUUAUCUGAGACAGUCGAUUCUGAGGGAAGCGCAUAACUUCUUUAGUGGGUUGCCUUUGGCACCCACAAAGAAGGAUUCUAUUUGGGUUAUUGUGGAUCGAUUGACCAAGUCUGCCCAUUUUAUUCCAGUUCGGACGGACUACUUUCUGCAAAAGUUAGCGAAGCUCUACAUUUCUAAGAUUGUAAGACUGCAUAGGGUUUCAGUUUCGAUAAUCUCUUAUAGGGAUCCUCGCUUCACUUCUCGGUUCUGGAAGAAACUUCAUGAAGCUUUGGGUUUGAGAUUGGACUUCAGUAUUGUGUUCCAUCCUCAGACCAAUGGUCAAUCCGAUAGGGUGAUUCAAAUACUAAAGAAUAUGCUUCAAAGCUGUGUGAUUGACUUCCGAGAUAGUUGA
Messenger RNA from Gossypium raimondii (Peruvian cotton), 837 nucleotides. RefSeq lists its product as uncharacterized. The transcript has 2 exons. The coding region runs from base 1 to 837 and encodes 278 amino acids. Gene Ontology annotation, biological process: DNA integration. Gene Ontology annotation, molecular function: nucleic acid binding. The record is from RefSeq and is a predicted model, not a curated record. NCBI's taxonomy places the organism in Eukaryota, Viridiplantae, Streptophyta, Magnoliopsida, Malvales, Malvaceae.